This is a messenger RNA of Peronospora farinosa, 1074 nucleotides long. NCBI's taxonomy places the organism in Eukaryota, Oomycota, Peronosporomycetes, Peronosporales, Peronosporaceae. The record is from the annotation of a GenBank genome assembly.
AUGUCGACAACGGCGAGUCUCCAGGAGCUUGAGACGCGACUUGUGGCCUUUACAGAGCAGCUACAGAACAUUCAUGAGUUACUACAGAGUGAUACGACAAAUGAAGAGUACUUGAGUAUUGCCAAGGAUCUUGUGGAAGUUAUUCAGCUUACGAAAGAGACGAUUGAUUACAAGGUAAAUACUGCUUCAUCCACUGACGUUUUGGAGUCACAAAAGACCCAGGAACAUCUUUCAGACCCACGAGCACUUGAGAUUGAGUUUGUGCCAGGCUCAGCAGUUGAAGCGCUGCAGCAAGGCGUGUGGUAUCCGGCGCACGUGGAUUCUAUCAUGAGUGAUGGGAACUAUAAUGUCACGUUCUUGGGUUUUGGUACAACUGCAGAGCUGCAGCAGGUCGCUUUGCGAGUUAUUGACGUCGAUGCAGAGCAAAUUGCUCAGCUGCCAGAGAAGGAAGCGAUCACGGAAGGGUUUAAGUGUCGAGCCAAGUACUAUGCUGAUGCGGUCGUGUACUCGUGUGUAGUCACGAAGGUCACGGCCUUGGGGUAUCAGGUGCUGUUUGAUGGCUAUGGCAACUCAGAAGAGGUACCGUACGAGUAUUUGAGCUCUGCGGUGGAGUUACCGCAGAUGGAGGUAGACGCUGGUGUUGCUCCGGUGAACUCUGCUGACGCAGUUGAUGGUGAUUUUGCGCAUGCUGCUGCUGCUGCUGCUACAGAGCAAAAGGUGGCACCUGCGGUGAUUCACAAACCCAUUAAAAUUCCUGAAAACCUGCAGAUUUUGCCCUCGGACACAGAGGCUGAAAAGGAUCGCAAACGGAAACGCAUGCGUGCUAUUAAGAGCUUGAAUCGACACAAAAAUAUUGACAAUGAGCGCAAUAUUAAGCAACACGACUGGAAGGCCUUUCAAUACAAGGCCAAGAAGAAAGGUAUCAAGAAAGGUGUGAGCGGAGUGUUAUCAAAACGAGGCUCAAGUAUGUUUGCUUCACCCGAAACGGUGCACGGCCGCGUAGGUGUCGUGGGGAGCGACCAGGGCAUGACGAAUUUCUUAGAUGCACGGAACAAGAAACCAAAGCACGCGUAG